This is a messenger RNA of Erythranthe guttata (spotted monkey flower), 1824 nucleotides long. RefSeq names its product PPR superfamily protein. Gene Ontology annotation, molecular function: RNA binding; protein binding. Gene Ontology annotation, biological process: RNA modification. The record is from RefSeq and is a predicted model, not a curated record. NCBI's taxonomy places the organism in Eukaryota, Viridiplantae, Streptophyta, Magnoliopsida, Lamiales, Phrymaceae.
AUGCAUAAUCUUGUAAUCAAACGCUGUGCAUCAACAACCUCGGCCGGCGCCGCCAUAGCAUUGCUCGAUUCCAAGAUCAAACGUCUGGUCUCAGAAAGAUUAUACGACGAAGCCCUCAAUUUCUACGCACAGCAUAUCCACCCUCUCCAAUUAAACACAAACACAGCCUUCGUUCUUCCGUCAAUUACUAAAGCUUGUGCCCAUUCUCAAUCCCACCAAAUUCUGGGCUUGCAGAUUCACUGCAACGUUCUUAAAAAUGGGUUCGAUGCAGAAUUUACCAUAUCGAAUUCCCUGCUCUCCAUGUAUGCGAAAUUUUCCGAAACGGGGAGUGCGCGGAAGGUGUUCGAUGAAAUGCCUAGCAGAGACACAAUCUCUUGGAAUUCCAUGAUCAACUGCUACACUCACAACGGUUUCCUUUUAGAAGCACUGAAUACAUUCAGGGCAAUGUAUACCCACGGCUUCGUGCCCAAGCCAGAGUUAGUUGCCAGUUGUCUAUCGACAUGCAUCAAGAGCGAGAACUGGAGAUUAGGUAGAGCAAUACACGCUCUCGUUUUCCUAGAUGAGAGAAUAGAGUGUACAUCAUUUGUGGCCACAUCAUUAGUGAAUUUCUACUGGAAGUUGGAUAAUUCCGAUGCAGCGUUUCGUGUUUUUGAUGGGAUUGUGGAGAGAAACGAGGUAUCGUGGACUGCAAUGAUCACCGGUUGCAUUGAAGACCGUGACUACAUUAAAGCUUUUGCUUUCUUUCGAAUGAUGCAGUGUGAAGAUAUAAAGCCCAACAAGGUAACGUUAGUUAGUAUUUUACCAGCUUGUGCUGAGUUGCACUCGAUAUCACUUGGCGAAGAGAUUCACGGGUAUGCUUUUCGGCAUGGUUAUGAUUUGGACGCUCGUUUCUUAUCGGCACUUCUGCAUAUGUAUUGCAAAUUCGGUGCAUUGCACAUUGCCAAGCUUAUAUUCGAUAGGUCUUUGAAGAAGGAGAUUGUUAUGUGGAGUUCUAUGAUUGCAGGCUAUUCUCAUGACAAAGAUAGUGCAAGACAAGCUAUUAAGCUAUUCAAUGAAAUGCAGAUGGACGGAAUUCAACCGAAUAGUGUUACCCUCUUAGCACUAAUUUCCGCAUGUAAUAAUCUAUUAUCCGUAACCGAUGGCAGUGGAGUUCAUGGCUACGGUUUGAAAUCAGGAUUGGCCACUACUCACGUGGAAGUUCAAAACGCGCUUAUUGACAUGUAUUACAAGUGCGGUAGCUUUCAAGAUUCCGUGAAAGUGUUCGACGAAAUGCCAACAAGAGAUUGCAUUUCGUGGAGUUCUCUUAUUAGUGCCUAUGGGCUCUAUGGGUAUGCGGAGGAAGCAUUGAAGCUCUUUUACAAAAUGAAAUCGAGCGGAUUAAUAAAAGCCGACGGAGUGAUAUACCUUGCAGUUUUAUCGACCUGCAAUCACGCUGGCUUUGUCGAAGAGGGUCAAACGAUUUUUAACGAAGCGUUGGAAGAUGUGAAUGUUUCUUUGACCAUGGAACACUACGCUUGCUACAUUGACCUUCUUGCAAGGGCGGGGGAACUCGAAGUCGCGUACGAUGUUUUGUGUGGGAUGCGAUUUAAACCGAGUUCGAGGAUUUUGAGCUCUUUGGUUUCUGCUUGUAAGAAUCAUGGGAGAUUGGAUAUUGCCGAGUCGCUAGUGCAUGUGCUCGUUGGAAUUGAACCGGAGAAUGCUGCGAAUUAUACUUUGUUGAGUAUAGUGUAUGCUGAGUGUAAUAAUUGGAGUGGAGUUGAAGAAGUUAGGAGAUUAAUGAAGGAUAGAGAGUUGAAGAAGAACCCUAGUUAUAGCAAGAUUUAG